Belonocnema kinseyi is the source of this 720-nucleotide messenger RNA. Its product is annotated as ribonuclease H1-like. Gene Ontology annotation, biological process: DNA replication, removal of RNA primer. The transcript has 2 exons. The coding region runs from base 1 to 720 and encodes 239 amino acids. Lineage: Eukaryota; Metazoa; Arthropoda; Insecta; Hymenoptera; Cynipidae. The record is from RefSeq and is a predicted model, not a curated record. Gene Ontology annotation, molecular function: RNA-DNA hybrid ribonuclease activity; nucleic acid binding.
AUGACACCCCCGUCGGAAUCGGAUGAGUCUUAUCGGCCUGCCGUUAAGACUGUACAAGAUGAUGGUUCCGAUGCUCCCGUAUUCAGAUCAAAUUGCAGUGCUUUUCCGGAAGUGGAACUCAAACUUUCGGCCCAUAAAAUUUGGUUCCCUAGUAAAGGCGAACCUUCGUCCAUAAGGACGGGAUCCAAAACAAAAUGUCUGGGGCAAGAAGUCGUAGAUGUAUAUAUUGACGGUGCCUGUUGCCACUACGGUAAAGGGGAAUCCAAAGCUGCAAUCGGGGUUUGGUUUGGAAAGGAUCACCCUUUAAACUCGUCACAAAAGGCCGUCGACCGUCAAACGAACAAUUUCGCAGAGAUUCAGACUGCCACCUUGGCUACCAUUAAGGCUCAUGAAGCUGGAAUUAAAAACCUUCGUUUCCAUAUCGACUUACAAUUUCUGAUAGAUAGCAUUACUAAAUGGAUUCUUAAAUGGAAAGAAAAUGGGUGGAAAACUGCUGAAAGAAAACCUAUUAUUAAUAAAACAGAAUUCGAAAAAUUGAAGGAAGCUAUCGGUCCCUUGAGCGUCGAUUGGGCACAUGUUUCUAGCCACAAGGGUAUAUUAGGCAACGAAAUGGCUGAUCGCCUAGCUAGAGCAGAAGCAGGGCAACCUGAAACAGACUUGGAAGCUGCCCAGGGGCCAUUCCAAGAAGGCCUAGAUUUAAACGAGAAACCUAGCUCUUAG